Molecule: messenger RNA, 1314 nt
Organism: Lathyrus sativus (Indian pea)
Lineage: Eukaryota; Viridiplantae; Streptophyta; Magnoliopsida; Fabales; Fabaceae
Source: the annotation of a GenBank genome assembly
AUGGCUGAAGAACAGUUUCAAGGUAGUGGAAAUUGGUGGGAGACACCAGCUCGAAACAUGAGAUUUGAAAGUGUUGAACAACAACAACAACAACAAUCUUCCUCGUUUGGUGGUUGGCAGCAGCAGCAACAACAUCAUGAUACUAUGUCUGCUUCCGGUAGUUCUUCGAUUGUUUUUCAUGAUACUACUGAAAAGCUUCAACCUUCAGAUUCUUCUACUUCAAAUAAUGACAACAGCAACUUGCAUAUGAUGAAUUUGGGUCUUUCCUCUCAAACCAUUGAUUGGAAUCAUGCAUCUUUAAUAAGAAGUGACAAGGCUUCAGAAGGAAGUUUCAGGUCUAUGUUGCAAGAGAAUUUGAACUCAUCAAGCACAAAUUUCGAUGAAGAAACCGGUGGAGUUGGAUUGAGUAAUUGGAGGCAAGAAAAGUUGUUUUCGACAGAAUCUUCUAACAAUGAAUUCAAGCAAGUAAAUAGAGGUUUCUCGUUGGAUCAAACACAGUUUAGUCCUCAAUAUAGUUCGGGAGAUAGUAACAUGAUAAGCCAAAUGGAUUCUUCAGCUUUAUAUGGUAACCCUUCAAUGUUACAAGGACUUUUAGGAACUGAAACAAAUCAAAUUCAACCUCAACAUGGUAAUAAUUCAUUCGAGAAUCGUUCGAUGAAUUUUCCUUAUUCAUCAACAAGCUAUGGUUUGAGUUCAAAUGAUUUGAUUCCUUCUUGGUCUAAAAUACCUCAACAAAAACAACAACAACCAAAUAACCAAUUGCAUUUCACCAACAAUGCUCCGUUUUGGAAUGCUUCGGAGUCGACUAUUAAAGAUUCUUCAUCUAGCUUCUUGCCUCCUUUUACCACACCGAAUUUUGGUGCACAAACAAAGAAUAUAUCUGAAGGUAGGGACCCAAGUGGUGUGGUGAAGAAAAGUGGGAGUGAGCCUGCACCAAAAAGGUCCAGAAAUGAAACCCCAUCACCUUUGCCAGCUUUUAAGGUGAGAAAAGAGAAAAUGGGGGACAGAAUCACUGCACUUCAACAAUUGGUUUCACCUUUCGGAAAGACUGAUACAGCCUCAGUGCUCUCUGAAGCAAUUGAAUAUAUCAAGUUUCUUCAUGAACAAGUGACUAUUUUAAGCACACCGUAUAUGAAAAAUGGUGCUCCAAUCCAACAUCAACAGGGUUCUGGUAAAUCUAAGGAAGUAGAAGGUCCAAAGCAAGAUCUUAGAAGCCGAGGGUUAUGCUUAGUACCAGUUUCUAGUACAUUUCCAAUGACUCAUGAACCCACAGUUGAAUAUUGGACACCAACAUUUGGAGGAACUUUCAGAUAA